AUGGGGGAGGAGGAGAGUUCGUCAUGGCAUGACGUCAUUCGAGACAUCUAUAAAUCUCAAACAACCCAUUCUCCCUCCGCACAACCCAACUUCCCUCUUGACUCCUAUUCAUUCACCACCGCCGACGAAACAUUCGAAACGAUGCGACUAACACCAAUUUUUGUUACCCUCAGCCUCACCCUCGCCGCCCAGGCCAGCUGGUUCGGUGGCAGCAACUCUGAUUCAACCCACACCGCGGCGCUUCCUUAUACAACAUGGACCUCCAAGCAACUUCAGGAUUGGCUCGACGUCCACAACAUCGCUCUCCCCAAGCACGCCAAAACCGACUCCGAGCUGCGCGAGCUUGUCGGCGACAACUGGAACAAAGUCUCAACAUGGACAUACGACCAAUACGCCUCUGCCCAAAAAGCCUACGCCGACCUCCGUGACACCAGCUUCGACAAGUGGGAUGAGAGCCGCCUUCGACAAUUUUUGUUGGAGCAGGGUGUUGUUGCGCCUAAAGGUCCCCGCGAGAAGCUGGUGCUGAUGGCGAACGAGAGGUACCGCGCUUACAACAACGCUGCCAGUUCGUUUGCGGAUGGUGCCCGUGCGACUGCUAGCUCGGUGGUAUCUGGUGCUAGUGAGAAGGCGGAGCAGGUGACGAGGAGCGUGGCGAGUGCGGCUGCGCAGGCUACGCGUGAUGUUGCGAGAGCGUUUGAUCAUUCGAAGGAUUAUAUUUAUUCGACCUGGGAUGACAAUAUGCUGAGGUCGUGGUUGGUGGAACGGGGGUUGAUUAAAAGUAAUGAACAGAAGAAGAAGGAAGAGCUGCUGGAGAUGGUCCAUAAUGCAUGGGGGAAGGUUGCGAAUCCUAUCUGGGAUGCAUGGAGCAACAGUUAUAUGCAUCAUUGGCUCGCAGCCCAUAAUAUCGUCAAGCCGGAGACCACACAGGAAAACCGAGACUAUCUCAUCUACCAGAUGAAGCAGUACUACUACAACACCUCUGACAGAUUCUGGCACACUUGGUCCGAUUCCCAGCUCAAACAAUGGCUCGUCGAUCAUGACGUCAUCAAGAGCGACGCUCAAGUCAGUCGCGACAAGAUGUUGAAGAUGGUCAACGACAACUGGUACUCAGCCAAAGACACCUUCUGGAAUGCUUGGACCGACAACCAGCUUCGACAAUGGCUCAUCGAUAAUGGCUACAUGCGGUCUGACGCACAAAAGAAGCGAGACGAGCUCAUUAAGUUGGCUGAGGAGAAGUACUCCGACGUUAACGCCAAGACUGCGGCCUACUUGGCCUGGCCGGAUGCCCGCCUCCGAGCGUACCUUCGGGAGCACGGCGUGAGUGAAGAUUUGGUUCCUGGAGGUCGACCUGGACUGCUUCAAGAGACGCGUAUCCGAUGGGUACAAGCCGAGAACCGAGCCGACACCGUUCUGGAGAAGAUUCGAGAGCUCGCCAACGAUAGCGCACAGAAGGUCGAGGACGUUCUUGCCCGCAUGCUCAACAUCUUGACCACAGGCUAUAUUGACGUUCGGCGAAGUGUUCACGAGGACUACGACGCCGCGAAGGAGGGGUACGAGGAUAUGAAGAGGAGGACUGACGCCGAGUACCAGCAUGCGAAGAGGGCUGGUGACGCUCAGUAUGCCCAUGCGAAGGACCAGGCCAACCGAGGCUACAACCAAGCGAAGAAAGCUGGUCAGGCUCAGUACGAGGAUGCGAAGGCUCGCGCUGCUGAUUCUGAGGAGUGGGCCGAAGACAAGUGGGGUGACGCUAGGGAGUACACUGGGGAGAAGAUCAAACGAGCUGGCGAGAAAGUCAAAGGCGAGCUCUAAUUUCGUCGGGUUUUGGAUCUUGGGAUGCCAUGAAUCAUUGUCAGGUUCGACUUGAGCGGACUAUGAGACGUUUUGUCUAUUUUUUUUUCUCUUCAUGACCUUCGUAUUACACAUCGUCAAAAGCUCAUUGUUGUAGUUAAUCCCUUCCUGUUUGUACUUAUACUCGACCUGUGCGAUGAUGUUGGUAAUCACGGUGAUCUAGUC
This is a messenger RNA of Coprinopsis cinerea okayama7#130, 2013 nucleotides long. RefSeq lists its product as hypothetical. The record is from RefSeq and is a predicted model, not a curated record. The coding region runs from base 1 to 1809 and encodes 602 amino acids. NCBI's taxonomy places the organism in Eukaryota, Fungi, Basidiomycota, Agaricomycetes, Agaricales, Psathyrellaceae. The transcript has 5 exons.